Molecule: messenger RNA, 2121 nt
Organism: Sphenostylis stenocarpa
Lineage: Eukaryota; Viridiplantae; Streptophyta; Magnoliopsida; Fabales; Fabaceae
Source: the annotation of a GenBank genome assembly
AUGAAGAGAGGGAAGGAUGAGGAAAAGGUGAUGGGGCCAAUGUUCCCUAGACUACAUGUCAAUGAUACAGAAAAGGGAGGACCAAGAGCACCACCUAGGAAUAAGAUGGCCCUCUAUGAGCAGUUUAGUAUUCCCUCUCAAAGGUUCAAUUCUGGUGUUUUGCCACUCAACCCAAAUAUUUCCAGUAAUAAAGUCCCCCCUGCAUCCUCAAGUCAGGGGACUGUCCCUGAAAGAAAUAAUGUCUUCCCUGUUCAUUUGCCAUCUCAGAAACCUAUUCGUCGAGUAGAAAAAUGUCACUCUCGCCAAUCAGAAGGGGCAAAUUUGAGUUGUUCUCUUGAACAGAGAAAGAAGGUAGAUGAAGAUGACUUUAGGGUUCCUGUAUAUAUUCAUUCAAGGGUUGGUCAAUGUAAUGAUAAAAGUGUUGAGAGUUUCAACAGAAAAAGACUCACUCCUACAGGCUCUAGGCUUUUUGUUGCUGGGCAAAGUGAUUGUGAAAGGGUUCCUAAACAAUUUGGACCCUCACAUGCCAAUACGAGGAAAGAUGCGCGAAGUGAGACAGAUGAUCUUCCACAAGUAAGUAAAAAAGACCGACCAUUGAUGUCUGUCCGAAACAUAUCAACAAGACAAAAUAUUGACGCCUUAGUAAUGCAAGCCAAGGUGACGCCGAAUCAAGAGUUUCAAGAUUGUCGUGUAUCAAAAUUUAACAGAUCAUCAAUGCAAGGUGAUGCUUACUUACGAAAGGAUUGUGGAGUGGGCUCUCAAUCCAAUGACAUAGGACAUAGUGGUUCUCUUGUUGAAUCUUCAAGGGAGACAGAUAAGGGAAAUGCGGCUGCAGCAAACCAAACCGUCAGUACAGCUGAGGCAACCAAUGACACUGAACAUCGUGAUACCAGGACGGGCAGUCUGAUACAAAGUGGAAACUUAAAUGGAGGAGACAAUGCUUCAAAGUUCUCCAUGGUAGAAAAUUUGUCAACUGUGCAAAUUUCUCCAGAUGAUGUUGUUGGAAUAAUAGGUCAAAAACAAUUUUGGAAAGCUAGAAGAGCAAUUGCCCAUCAACAGAGAGUGUUUGCUGUCCAAGUGUUUGAACUGCAUAGAUUGAUAAAGGUCCAACAACUAAUUGCUGGAUCCCCAGAUAUUUUGCUUGAAGAUGGCACUUUUAUGGGAAAGUCUCCUCCAAAGGGAUCAACUCCCAAAAAACUUUCACUGGAAUAUGUUGUAAAACCUUGGCAACAAAACCUUAAGCGCAAAGACGAUUGUGAAAAGUUAAAUCAUAAAAUGGAAUGUUCUGCAGAGAAUGCAGUUGGCAAGACAUCUCUCUCAUCAGUGAAAAACGGUAGCCACCUUUCAGACUACACCCCUUUUCCAAGAAAUCCACACCACGCAAAUUUGGCUGCUGACAGUGGGAUGGGCCCUUGGUGUUUCCCUCAGUCACCUGGGCACCAAUGGUUAAUACCUGUCAUGACUCCUUCGGAAGGGCUUGUCUACAAGCCAUAUCCUGGGCCUGGAUUAACAGGAACAGAUUGUGGAGGGUGUGGGCCUGCCCCUUUUGGUGGUAAUUUUAUGAAUCCUUCCUAUGGAAUCCAAACUUCUCAUCAAGGAGUUGGGGUUUCACCGCACACUCCUCCUGGCAAUCUUGCUUACUUCCCUCCAUAUGGCAUGCCAGUUAUGAAUGCAACAAUUUCAGAGUCAGCUGUUAAUCAGGUGAACCAGUUCUCUGGACUAGGUUCUCACAGGCAUUAUGUUCAUUUACCUAGAGGGGAAGCCAAUCAUAAGGCAGACAAUCAAAGCUCUUCUAAUUUACCAACUCUGAGAAAGGGAGCAUUAUCACAUGUCCUGAAAUAUCAGACAUCUAAGGAUUUUGAGUUGCAGGGGAGUACAGCAAGUAGUCCUGGUGAAAUGGCACAGGGAUUAAGCACUGGGCAAGUUGCAGAAGGAAGAGAUGUUCUUCCUCUUUUCCCUAUGGUUCCGGCAGAACCAGAGUCGAUUCGUCAGUCUCUUGAAACCGGAAAACCACCUCGAGUAAUCAAAGUCGUGCCUCACAACCGAAUAUCUGCAACUGAGUCAGCAGCUAGAAUUUUUCAGUCAAUUCAAGAAGAGAGAAAACAGUAUGACUCACUGUAG